GGCGCGCAGCCGGGGUUCGGGUUGGAUGGCGCCGGGCCUGGCGGGCUCUCCGCUCCGCGGGGCGUCCACACCUGCGGCGCUGCAGCCUCGCGUCCGGCUUCCCAGCGCCGGCCCCCACCCCAGAUCUCAAGUUCUAGGCGGUUCUUUUUUUCCCCUCGCACAGUUACCGAAACCCCUUCCCGCGGUCUCUGGCUGUUGGCAGCCCUUCCUUCGAAAGCCCGUGGCUACCCUAUUUGUGCCUCCUGAGUUCACUUAACCCUUUAUUAUCGCGCUUUUGAGCAUGUCCUAGGCACCGGAGCUGCUGCGAUGAGCCACAGUCUGUCCUCGUUCUGGGGAGACAGCUAGCAAAUAUACUUGAUAAUUACAGAAGGCCACAAAGGCCAGCACACAGGUCGUGGCAGGCGUCCGUCUCCACGAGAUGCCACUGCCUGAAGAGGUGCUGGAGCGAGCUUAGCCAACACCCGCCAGUCUCUCCCCAGGGCCAGGUUCUCUGCCAGGAACUGAGAUGCCCCUGUGAUCGGAACACAGGGCUCAGCCUUUGCUGGAGGCUGAAUGCUGUGUUCCCAAAUUCUUAGGUUGAACCCACAUUUCCGGUAGGAAGGUAUUAGGGGUUGAAGUCUUUGAGAGCUGACCAGACCAGAGAGACCGAGCCUCAUGAAUGGGAUGAUGUCCUUACAAAAGGGGCCAAAGAGCUGGGCAUGGUGGCACGUGCCUGUAAUCCCAGAAACUCCCGAGGCUGAGGCAGGAGGAUCACAAGUUUAAAGCCAGCCUGGGCAACUUAACAGACCCUGUCUCAAAAAGAGCUGGGGGUAUGUAGCUCAGGGCGUUCGUGGUGCUGGCAGCCUAGCAGGGCCAGCAGACAACACACACGGGGAAACAAUGGCUAUCUUUAGUGAAAAUACUAAGGAAAUAGGAGAUAAUGAGGGGUGGGAUGGAGGGAGGAGUAUGGAGAAAGGGAAAUUUUAUCUGAGACUUGAAGACUCAGAAGGUAAUGCAAAGAGUAAGGGAAAGACAAUUACAGGCAGAGGCAAGGUAAGCACUAAGGCCCUGGGGUAGGAAUAAACUUGAUGUAGUCUGAAACAAGAGAAGGCUGGUGUAGCCGAAAUGUGGGUUGGGAGGGAAGAGGUGACAUCGGUUGGGAGCAGGGUCUGAGAGUCUGACAGGAAUUAGGAUUUUCUCCUAAGGGUCUGAGGUUCCUUGGUCAGAUCUGUCUUUGGAUGGACCCUUCUGGGUGCUCUGAGGGGGAUGGAUUUGAGGAUUGGUGGCCAAGAGUGGAAUUUGAAAACCCAGACAGGGGAAGAUGCCCAGGAAGCUGUGUGGCCAUGGGGGCUCCACAGUGGACAGGUGGAUAGGGAGGUAUCUACAGUGAAGUCCAGGAUUCCAGAUGGGGUUGUGGAAGAGGUGCAGCUGAGGCGGAUUUCAGUGUGGCACUCCUGCUACAUCCAACUUUGCAGGAGGAGGCUGUUGCACCCCGGGCUGGAGCUCAAGAGCGACAGAAGCACAGGUGUGGAGAAUGAGGCCUGUCUUGCCCAUCCCCAGGUGUGCCACGCGCUGCCCCGGAGACCCCUGCCCCGCCCAGUGACUCCAGAGAUGCGUGCGCUAGUGGUGGACUGGCUGGUCCAGGUGCACGAGUACUUGUGCCUGGCAGGAGACACACUUUACCUGGCGGUGCACCUGCUCGAUUCCUACCUGCGUGCCGGCAGAGUGCGCCUUCACCGCCUGCAGCUGCUGGGCAUGGCCUGCCUGUUCCUGGCGUGCAAGAUGGAAGAGUGCGUGCUUCCCGAGCCUGCCUCCCUCUGCCUUCUGAGUGCCGGCUCCUUCUCGAGGGCAGAGCUGCUGCGCGCAGAGCGCCGCAUCCUGAGCCGCUUGGAUUUCCGACUGCACUAUCCUGGGCCCUUGCUGUGCCUGGAGCUGCUCACCGCGCUGGCCGGGAGUGGCCCCCAGGUGAUGCUGCUGGCCACCUAUUUCCUGGAGCUGUCCUUACUGGAGGCUGAGGCUGCGGGAUGGGAGCCUGGUCGUCGCGCAGCUGCGGCGCUGAACCUGGCGCAACGCAUGCUCGACGGAGCGGGCUCCAGGCCCAAGCCAAUGCUUUACAGCUCCGCGGAGCUGGACCCCCUCGAGCGGUGCAUGGUCCGCGCCUCUCUGCGGGGCCCGGCGCCGGGCCGCGCCGCGGUCUUCCUCAAGUACGCGCGGCCCCAGCGCCAGGGCACCAGCCUCGCCGCCGCCCUCCUGCUCCGGCGCCCCCAGCCUGGGCCUCCUUGAGCGCCACGACCCACCCAGAAAACAAACGCAAACUCUCACUGUGUGUUCGUCCCCACCUUAAUAAAAGAGUCUCUUUUAUUCUGA
Molecule: messenger RNA, 2346 nt
Organism: Marmota monax (woodchuck)
Lineage: Eukaryota; Metazoa; Chordata; Mammalia; Rodentia; Sciuridae
Gene: Ccnp
Product: cyclin P
Exons: 5
Coding region: 1246-2262 (338 amino acids)
Biological process (GO): mitotic cell cycle phase transition; regulation of cyclin-dependent protein serine/threonine kinase activity
Cellular component (GO): centrosome; cytoplasm; cyclin-dependent protein kinase holoenzyme complex
Molecular function (GO): cyclin-dependent protein serine/threonine kinase regulator activity
Source: RefSeq, a predicted model, not a curated record